UGUUUAACAAUGUCAGAAGAAUCCUAUAAGUACAUUCUUGUGUUACUCCAGUUGUUGUGAAGAACAUAUAAUUUUUAGCAGGUACCAUUUUUUCCUAAACAUCUAUAUACCUUUGAACUUAAAAUUUAUGUAUUUUAUGUAUCUUUAGAAUAAGAUGUCAACAAAACUUAUAUUCACGCUUCUAGGUAGACAUCAGUAUAAUAUUACCUUAUUAUCUCAACGUGGAUAUUACAUUUCCUUGCCAUUAAAACAAUACAAUGAAAAAUCUAGACAACCUGAUACUGAGGAGCUUGACAUUAUCAAUAAAUCGAAAUUACCUGAAGAAAAAGUUAAAAACGUGGUUAGCGAAGCAGAAGAGGUGGUAGUAAGAAAAGCUCCAGAAAGUUAUUUCAGCUCUUCGAUUUCUUACGACAAAUUGGUGAACAAGUUUGUUAACUGUAUGAUGUAUGAUGGAAAAAAAUCAGUGUCACAAAAACUUAUGAAUGACACUUUUGAGAAAAUUAAAAAAUUACAACUGGAGAGAUAUCACAAAACAAAAAAUGCAGAACUAGAGCUCGAUCCCCUGAAAAUUUUUCAUGUUGCAAUGGAGAAUGCAAAGCCAGUGUUGGGGACACAGACAAUGAAAAAGAAAGGCAAAAACUUUCAAGUUCCAUAUCCGUUGCCUGAAAAUAGACGCAGAUUCCUUGCAAUCAAAUGGUUUCUCACCACUGCUCGUAACCGGCCUGGUAAUAGUACCCCGAUGAGUGAAAAACUUAGCAAAGAAAUUCUUGAUGCCUACAAAAACGAAGGGAUAGUCGUUCAGAAAAAAACUGACUUUCAUAAAAAAGCUGAACUGCAUCGUGCCUUUGCUCAUUAUAGGUGGUGGUAGAGGAAAAUAGAGAGAAAUUACCUUAAUAAAAGAAGUAAUUUUCGUGCCACCUCUCCCAGGUAUAAAGCCGAAUUUCCACUAAGCAUUCCAGAACGGGCUGAGCAUAGCGGCUAUUGUUCUUUCAGUCCCAAACCUGCUAAAAGCGGUCCGCUCAGCGCGGUUUCAAAAGUUGACUCUACUUCGACUUUUACUCGGGUUUUCAAAGCGCUAUCCAAUUAAAAUGCUUCAAGGCCACAUGAUAUAAACAAUUUUCCUUUUAGUUUUCGUUCUCUAUACAGCCGUCUUAUCCAAAACCUUUUUGCAUACUUCUUUGUUUGGUUUUCUUUUUCUUCAUUCAGCAACAACAAUAGUUUGAAAAGACUUUUUUUCUUAAACAGCAAUAAUUUUCUACGUUCAUGUUUACAUAUUUUUGUCGUUUAAAAGUUUACGUGCUCUUUUUGCUGCUUUUGACAAGUGGAAAUCAAUAAAUAACAUUUGAAGCAGAUUUAUGAGCGGCUAUUGUUUUAAACAAUAGCCGCCUACGCUCAGCGCAUUUUAGACCGCCUAGUGGAAAAUCGCCUUAAUAGGGUUAAGAUCUUUACUGAUGACAAGAAAAUAUAUACUGGUUUUUGCAAAUGUGAGCUUAUAUAUGAGCAUAUAUGUCAAAAAUAAUGUUUAUAAUUAUAUAACUAAUAUAAUUAAUCUCUGUGAUUUUUAGUACGCAAGUUGUGUUGCAAUAAGUUGGGUUUUUCUGCGAGUGGUCUUUUAUUACAAAGCUGACUGUAGUCAUUUGUAUCAGUAAGACAAUUAUGUACCGGUUGUCUGUUUGUAAGUCAGAUAAAAAUCAAAGAAUUUUCGUAGGUUUUUUGACAGGCGACUUCUUGUAGAUUAUUUCACUGGCUAACAUCUAAAUUUAUCAUUUUUAUUGUUUCGCAUGUUUAUCAAUUCGUGCAGAGAUUGAUUUACUUUCUUUUGUUAUUCCUUUCUGUUGGUCGUACAAUUAAUUUUUGACGUA
Molecule: messenger RNA, 1862 nt
Organism: Hydractinia symbiolongicarpus
Lineage: Eukaryota; Metazoa; Cnidaria; Hydrozoa; Anthoathecata; Hydractiniidae
Product: ribosomal protein S7, mitochondrial-like
Exons: 1
Coding region: 155-868 (237 amino acids)
Biological process (GO): ribosomal small subunit assembly; translation
Cellular component (GO): ribosome
Molecular function (GO): mRNA binding; structural constituent of ribosome; rRNA binding
Source: RefSeq, a predicted model, not a curated record